AUGCGAGAAAAAAAACUUGAUUCAACGAAGAGAUAUUGGGGUGGGCGGGGUUUCGUCAAAGUAGUGAAAAACAAGCAGUACUUCAAGCGUUUCCAAGUUAAAUUCAAGAGGCGUCGUGAGGGUAAAACCGACUACUAUGCCCGUAAGCGCUUAACCAUCCAAGACAAGAACAAGUACAACACCCCCAAGUACCGUUUGAUCGUUCGUUUCUCGAACAAGAACAUUACUUGCCAGGUCGCGUACUCCAGAAUUGAGGGAGACAGAAUCGUAUGCGCUGCUUACAGCCACGAACUCCCCAAGUACGGAGUGAAGGUUGGACUUACCAACUAUGCCGCUGCUUACUGCACUGGUCUUCUCCUCGCCAGAAGACUGUUGAAGCAAUUGGGCUUGGACAAACUCUACACCGGAAUCUCUGAAGUAACCGGUGACGAGUACAACGUAGAAGAGUUGGACAAUGGACCAGGAGCGUUCAGAUGUUACUUGGACACCGGAUUAAUGCGUACCACCACUGGAGCACGUGUUUUCGGCGCCAUGAAGGGUGCUGUUGACGGAGGUCUUAACAUUCCCCACAGCACUAAGAGAUUCCCUGGAUACGACAAUGAAUCCAAGUCAUUCAACGCUGACGUUCACCGUCAACACAUCUUCGCCCAGCACAUUGCUAACUACAUGAAGCAGUUGGAAGAAGAAGACGAGGAAGCUUACAAGCGUCAAUUCUCUCAGUACAUCAAGAACGGAAUCGCCGCUGAUGCUAUUGAAGACAUCUACAAGAAGGCCCACGCUGCAAUUCGCGCCAACCCAGAAUUCACAGCUACAGAGAGGACCAAGGAGCCAGUUAAGAAACGCUGGAACCGCGCUAAGAUGUCGCUUUCUGAACGCAAGAACCGCGUUAAUCAAAAGAAAGCAUCUUUCAUCAAAAAAUUGGAGGAGGCCGAAGCUUAA
This is a messenger RNA of Cotesia congregata, 939 nucleotides long. The record is from the annotation of a GenBank genome assembly. NCBI's taxonomy places the organism in Eukaryota, Metazoa, Arthropoda, Insecta, Hymenoptera, Braconidae.